This is a messenger RNA of Habropoda laboriosa, 2574 nucleotides long. It is a transcript of the gene TTLL5, whose product is annotated as tubulin polyglutamylase TTLL5. The transcript is spliced from 15 exons. Gene Ontology annotation, cellular component: cilium. Bases 151 to 2574 code for a protein of 807 amino acids. Gene Ontology annotation, molecular function: tubulin binding; tubulin-glutamic acid ligase activity. NCBI's taxonomy places the organism in Eukaryota, Metazoa, Arthropoda, Insecta, Hymenoptera, Apidae. Gene Ontology annotation, biological process: microtubule cytoskeleton organization; protein polyglutamylation. The record is from RefSeq and is a predicted model, not a curated record.
AGUCUUCGUCGUGCUGCCAUACGGUAUGGCUGCGGUUUGUCGAAGUUUUCUCUUUAUCCUGAUAUAAUUUCAAGUGAAUCAUUGAUAGUAAUGUGUUAUUCGUCCGGAAGUUCAACGAAAAUUAGCCGUCCUUUCGAAUGCUGAUAGAUCAUGCUGUCUCAAAUGAAGACCACCUCUACGGGGAAACUGGAAGGGAAACGACCGAAAGAGCUGAUGUCGUCUUCCAGUCUUUCCGGUAUGUCUCAAUUAUCGAACAGCAGCGAGGAGACCCUGGAGCCCCUUGUACAUAAGCCGCACAAAUCGGAAACGUCGGAAAGCACAACGAAGGACGCCAGUCCGCCAAACAACGAAUGGCUGUUAAGUGGACCAAGUGGAAACAAAUCUAUUUUGCGUUUCAAAUGCUCCGCAUUAGCGACUCCUCCGGAAGAAUCACCCGCGAAAAAAUUGCAUAUGACCUACAAAAUUUUUCAGACAGACACCAAGCUUAUCAAUGUCUUAUUGCAAUCGCACGGCUUAACGGAGGUUCCCAUGAACGAUAUGGACUUCAACAUCCUGUGGAUGGGGAAUCACCCGAAACCAGACAUUCUCCGGAACCUAAUGCCCCACCAGAAAGUGAACCAUUUUCCAAGAUCGUACGAGAUCACGCGCAAGGAUCGACUGUACAAAAACAUCGAGGCGAUGCAACGGAGCAAAGGGUUACGGAACCUGGACUUCAUACCGCAAACGUUUCUAUUGCCUAGCGAGUCGAGGGAAUUGCUCACAGCGCAUUUCAGGUAUCGCGGACCGUGGAUUGUCAAACCGAAAGCCAGUUCCCGCGGACGUGGAAUUUAUAUUGUUAACAGUCCUGAAAAGAUCCUUACGGACGAGUCUGUGAUCGUUGCACAAUACAUAAACAAUCCGCUUCUGGUGGACGGGCACAAGUGUGACUUACGGUUAUACGUCGCCGUUACGAAUUACGAUCCUCUGUUGAUCUACCUGUACGAAGAGGGCUUAGUGAGAUUUGCCACGGUGAAGUAUGAUGGUGGUAAUCAGUAUAUCUGGAACCCUUGCAUGCAUCUAUGCAAUUAUAGCAUAAACAAAUUCCACGUGGAUUAUGUGAAGAGCGAGGAUCCAGACGCGGAGGACGUGGGUCACAAAUGGACCUUGUCGGCCUUACUUAGACAUUUGCGCUCUAUGGGACAAGACACGGAGUUACUUAUGCAGCGUAUAGAAGAUAUUAUAAUAAAAUCGAUUCUCGCGACCGCUUCUGGAAUUGUUAGCGGUAUCAAACAGUUCGUGAAACAUCCCGAAACGUGUUUCGAAUUAUUCGGAUUCGAUAUUUUAAUCGACGACACGUUAAAGCCAUGGCUGCUGGAAGUCAAUUUAACGCCAUCGUUAGGCUGUGAUUCGCCGCUCGAUGUUAGAUUAAAAUCAGCCUUGAUAGCAGACUUGUUAACCCUAGUCGGUAUACCUGCGGUUGAUCCGAUGUUACGGCCUCAAAGUACGCAUCUGAAUCGUUCUACGGUGACUUCCACUAAAAGAAUAGUUAGUUGUAGAAGAGUACACUCGGCGGAAACGUUGUCGCAAAGGAAAAAAAACGUGAAUAAAAGCAAUAUUAAUAAGUCAGGAUUAACAUCUGAGCAACAACGAAUAGUGGCGUCCGCGAAAGCGCAAUUCGAACGACGAGGAGGAUUCGUUCGCAUAUUCCCUAGUCCAAAAUCGUGGGAAAUGUAUUCGCAAUAUUUAGAUCCAACAACGGGAAUACCAAUAGUUUCAGACCCUCUAGGACCAGGCAGAGUUCCCCACCAAAUAAAUACAAAUUAUAAUUUAAUGUUACACGAGCAAUUAUUUCCUGCGGCUAGUCGUACGACCGAUUUUAUCAUUCCUGAGGUUACCCUGGACAGAUUGUCCAGAUAUGAAAGGUAUGAGAGAGCUUUGGUGAAAGGGCACAAACAAAGCUUAGAACGUGGUCACAGUAAAGAGAAUACGGAUACGGAUAAGCAUAAAUAUAAGAGCCAAGUGGUGCAAUCUAUGCACGAAGGAAAUAAACUUAGUCCUGGAGAAGCUAGAAAGGCCUUCGGUUUAUAUUUAGGACACAUAUUGCGUAAGAUAUCACAGCCUAACGACGAUCCAGCAAGCUGCGAUCUUGUGAUGAAAUUUCUUCAACAGUCAGCUAGUAAUUUAAGGACGCCAUUCUUUUUUACGUUACCAAGUAGUAAAUUGAGUGAUAAAGACCGUGCCGCUAUAACGGCCAAACAACUCUCGGACUUUUUACACAUGUACAAUCGAGAAACAGAUCUUUACGCGGACACGGUCGAUCGUCCACGUACCGUUCCCAAUCGACUAUUUCAAAAAUUUCUAGCCGCGGCAAGCGAACAAGAUCUCGAUGAUAUAUUAAUUCUACAAACGAGGCUAUACAAGUGCGCUCAUAGUUUUUUGGGAAGAAGCGGUUUCGCAGGUAGCCUACCAGGACCUAAUUUAUUAGGCUCGUUACCCCACAUCACGUCUCGCGUGUACUCGAACGCCGCAACCAGCGAACAAUGCAAAUGUAACCAAUCGUCAAUCACUAGGCCUACGAAAACUGCGCGUACCUAG